Molecule: messenger RNA, 1560 nt
Organism: Acytostelium subglobosum LB1
Lineage: Eukaryota; Evosea; Eumycetozoa; Acytosteliales; Acytosteliaceae
Exons: 5
Coding region: 1-1560 (519 amino acids)
Biological process (GO): regulation of transcription by RNA polymerase II
Cellular component (GO): histone deacetylase complex
Molecular function (GO): protein binding; transcription corepressor activity
Source: RefSeq, a predicted model, not a curated record
AUGUCAACAAUGAAUAUAACAAGCGAUGAGGUCAACUUCUUGGUAUAUAAGUACUUGCAAGAGUCAGGCUUCCAACACUCAGCCUUCACCUUCUUUAAUGAGAGCUGCGUGGCCAAGUCAGAGGUGGUCAGCCACGACGACCUGCCCCACGGCACACUGAUAUCAUUCCUGCAGAAGGGUCUACAAUACAUGGAGGUCGAGACGCAUCUACAGGACGACGGUACCGAGCUGAACUGCAGCGAGCCCUUCUCUCUGGUGUCAGCGCACGUCUGUCAGCUAAAGAAGAAGUCUGACAAGGCAUCCAAGGCAGACAAAGACGUCACCAUGACGCCAGCAAAGAAGGAAUCAAACAAUGUUGGUGGCAGUGCUACCAAGUCAUCAGUCAAGAAAGAGAAGGACAAAGACAAAGAUGUAAAGAUGAAGGAUAAGAAAGAUAAGAAGGAUAAAGAGAAGGAUAAGACAGAUGUAAAGUUGAACACUUUGGAGAUACCAGAGUCAUGUGUGACAACACUGAAAGGUCAUAAGAACGAGGUGUUUGUGUGCUCUUGGAAUCCAAAGUACCCAAUGCUUGCAUCAGGCAGUGGCGAUAGCACUGCGCGUAUCUGGACAUUGCCAACCGAUUUGCCAAUGUCCAAGGGUCAGAUCAACUCCAUCGUCCUUCAUCAUGACAACUCAUCGUUACACAAGUCCAUCGACGUUACCACCUUGGAUUGGAAUCAUGAUGGAUCACUACUAGCGACAGGAUCAUAUGACGGAUAUGCUAGAGUGUGGACGGCAAAGGGAGAGUUGAUGUUUGUGCUGACACAGCAUCAGGCACCGAUAUUCUCACUAAAGUGGAACAAGAAGGGCGACUACCUGCUAAGUGGGUCGGUCGACAAGACAUCGAUCGUAUGGGACAUCAACACGGGCAGUGUCAAACAGCAGUUUGAGUUCCAUUCGGCGCCAACACUCGACAUUGAUUGGCGCAACAACACGCAGUUUGCAUCGUGCUCGACCGAUCGAUUGAUACACAUCUGUGAGGUUGGUAGAGAUCGUCCCAUCAAGACAUUCGAAGGUCACGACGACGAGAUCAACGCAAUCAAAUGGGAUCCAUCAGGUACACUCUUGGCAUCAUGUUCUGAUGAUACAACUGCAAAGAUAUGGAGCUUAAAGAGUGAAGAUUGUGUACAUGAUUUGAAAAAGCAUAGCAAGGAGAUUUACACGAUAAAGUGGAGUCCAACUGGACCGGGAUCGGCCAACCCAAACAUGAACCUUGUACUGGCCAGCGCAUCAUUCGACAGCACCGUCAAGCUAUGGGAUGUAGAGGUCGGAUCUUGUAUUCAUAAUUUCGCCAAGCACUCUGAUCCAGUGUACACAGUAUCAUUCAGUCCUAAUGGCGAGUACUUGGCAAGUGGCUCAUUCGACAAGUUUUUAUAUAUAUGGUCAGUCAAGGAUGGAAGCUUGGUCAAGACAUUCAAGGGCAGUGGUGGCAUCUUUGACGUCUCCUGGAAUACCACAGGAGACAAGCUAUCAGCAUGUUUCUCUAAUAGCACUGUCAGUGUUAUCGAUGUUAAAAUAUAA